CAAUUUGGAUCAAAUCAUGUGCGUUAGGUAGGUUACAUCAUCUCCUAACAACAAAACAGCUCAAAAACCCAUAUAUACUCUAUCACCAUCUCUUCUAUAUACUAACAAUUCAAAUAUCUGGCCUCAAUUUGGUCAAAAUGGCAUCUGCGGCAACAGUGGGCAGCACCGGUUUAACUGGCUCCCUCGUGCUUGAGACGCUUCUCUCUCAUCCAGCCUUUUCGUCUGUAUCGACCAUUUCUCGCAAAGCCCCAUCCACCUCAGCAUCCUCUUCCAAACUUCACCCUGUCGUGCCAUCGUCUACCGACGACUGGCCUUCGGCUCUGGAAUCCAUCCAACCCACACCAGACAUUUUCUUCUCGACUCUGGGCACGACACGCGGUAGCGCUGGCAGUGUUGCCGGCCAGCGCAAGAUCGACUAUGACCUGAACCUUGCGAUGGCCAAGGCAGCCAAAGACGCCGGAAUUAAGACAUAUGUGCUCAUGUCUUCCGCCAGCGCAAGUGCGACGUCGCGGUUCGAGUAUAUGCGUAUGAAAGGCGAAUUAGAAGAUGCCGUGACAGCGCUGGGGUUUGAGCAUACGGUUAUUCUGCGACCAGGCUUGAUUGUAGGAAAACGCAACGAAAGUAGACCCCCAGAGGCGAUUAUGCGCGGGGUCGCGAACUGCUUGGGGGCGCUGAAUACGACUUGGCUGAAAGACGGAUGGGCACAGGAUGCCAAUGUUAUUGCUCAAGCUGCGGUGGCGGCUGGUCUGUCGUGCAAGGAGGGGCGAAUUCCCGAGGGCAAGGAGAAGGUGUGGGUAUUGAAGCAGGCUGAUAUCGUGCGAUUGGGAAGGACCGAGUGGGAUGUCAAAACGCCUGCAGCAGAGUAAGUUAAAGAGGGUCGGGAGAAGCAGUUGAACUUUGGGAGGUUACAUUCUGUCCAUAUUUAGGCUGUGCUUUCGAUGUUGUGUGCAUGUAUUGAUACCUGGGUUAAUUUUAUGAGAGGAGUUC
Molecule: messenger RNA, 987 nt
Organism: Xylona heveae TC161
Lineage: Eukaryota; Fungi; Ascomycota; Xylonomycetes; Xylonales; Xylonaceae
Product: protein fmp52, mitochondrial precursor
Exons: 2
Coding region: 138-866 (242 amino acids)
Biological process (GO): import into nucleus
Cellular component (GO): cytoplasm
Source: RefSeq, a predicted model, not a curated record